This is a messenger RNA of Oncorhynchus gorbuscha (pink salmon), 2192 nucleotides long. Its product is annotated as ubiquitin-associated protein 2-like. The record is from RefSeq and is a predicted model, not a curated record. Lineage: Eukaryota; Metazoa; Chordata; Actinopteri; Salmoniformes; Salmonidae. Gene Ontology annotation, cellular component: nucleus; cytoplasm.
CUCCAACCCCUCGUCUAGCAGAGUGGACAGUGGCCCUCCGCGGAGUUUGCCCUCGCACCUGGGCUACUCCCAGAGCAAAGACGCCCCCUCCGCCCCCCUCACCAAUGGCUAUUGUGGCAUGAGGACACAGGGCCCACAGGACUCAACGACAUUGGCCCCUCGUACCCAAAAGCCAGAGUCGCCCCCCCAUGAGCAGUGAAAGUGGCCACCAUGUUCCCUCCCCGGCCCCCAUGCCCUCCCACUCCGCCCCCCUGCCAUCCCUCAGCAGUCAUGUGACCAGUACAUACUCUUCAGGAUCUGCCCUCUCCACUAGCUCCUCCCUCACGAUGACCAGUGAGGAGAACAGCAGUCUCCACGCCUUCUCCUCCUCAAGCCCUUCGAUCAACGCCGCUGUUAGCAGCUCCAAUGGCAUGAUGCACGGCCCCGGAGGACUUGGUCUGACUGGCAACGCCGCCCUCUCACCCGCCGGGCGCACCGCCCAACCUCUGCUGACCACCACCUCGGGCAAACCCCCCCCUAACCUGGCCCAAGGAGUGCCCCCUCUGUUGGCCAACCAGUACAUUAUGGGCCCUGGAGGCCUGCUUCCUGCAUACCCGAUCUAUGGCUAUGAGGACCUGCAGAUGCUUCAGUCUCGUCUGCCUAUGGACUACUAUGGAGUCACAUUCCCUGGUACACCGGCAACGAUGCCUGGCAGAGAUGGGCUCGCCAACAAUCCAUACUCAGGUGAAGCGACCAAGUUUGGCCGAGGGGAUUCGUCAUCCCCGGCUCCCCCCACCAGCCUUUCACAGGGCCCAUCCUCGCAGCCCCCCCAAGCUCAGAGCCAAGGCCAGGGGGCCAGCAGAACCAGACAGGCCUUCCUCAACCCCCCUCUGCCUCCGGGCUACGGCUACACCGGCCUGCCCUACUAUGCUGGCAUGCCCGGGGUGCCCAACGCCUUCCAGUAUGGCCCCACCGUCUUUGUGCCUCCGGCCUCGGCCAAGCAGCCCAACAUGGGCCUGGGGAACCCCUCCAGCCAGUACCACCAACAGCAUCAGCCCAGCUACGGCCAGCACACUUAUGGAACAGCUUUUGACGACCUGUCUCAGGGCCACGCGGGGGAGUACAGUAAGGGAGGGUACGGAGGCUCUGCCCAGUCACAGGCCAAAUCAGCUGGCAGCGGCUCAGGGAAAGCUCCAGGUUUGUCCGGCUCGGGCAGCAGUGGAGGGGUGCCUGAAAUGGGUGCUUCAAUGUACAGCAAGACACAGGCUUUUGAUAAGCAGGGCUUCCAUACGGGAACCCCCCCUCCCUUCAGCCUGCCGUCUGCCCUGGGGGGCACAGGCCCCCUGAACCCCGGUGGUGCCCCCGGUUACGCCCCAGCCCCCUUCCUCCACAUCCUGCCUGCCCACCAGCAGCCCCACUCCCAGAUGCUGCACCAUCACCUCGCCCAAGAUGGACAGGGUGGUCCGGGUCAGCGCAACCAGUCCAGCAGCAUGCAGCAGAAGAGCCAGGGCAACAAGUCCAGCUAUGGCAGCCCUUACUGGGCCAACUGAAGGGCACUGUGGUGGCACCUAGGGGAGUCUGUCCUACUCAUCCUUAAGGCUCUGUGUGUGAAGCUAAACACAAACACACUGCCCAAACAUAACCCUCCUUCUCCAACUUCCCUCACCCCCAAAAGUCCUUACAUUUUCUUUCUUUUCCCUUUUUCAAAUUGGUUGUACAUGUAAGAUAUUUAUGUAUGUAUUUAUAUAUAUAAAUAUAUAUACUGUAUAUGUAAUAGUAGAACAAGAAAUGUGGUGGCUGCAUUUUUAUUUUUGAAGGACGUUUUUGUUCACUUUUUCAAAACUGCAGGAAGACGUUACAGCAAAAUCUGAACUCCUAUAGAGAAAUGUAAAGAGCUUUACCACUGAUGAAAUGAGGACCUCUCAGAUGGAGGGUUUUCACAUUAACAAACUGCAUUUGUCUCCUUUUUUAUACACAUCUGAGUGACUCCGCUAAUCCCACUUAUUUUGACGCUCUUUUAAAACUCCAUUUAAAUUUUGUAGCUGUAGAUCUCUUCCCUGUUUUCUGUUUCUGGUGGGGGGGGCUCUGGGGAGGGGGGGACGCCUCUGUGCCCUCCCAGCAUUGAUCCCCCUCAAAGACUUGCCCAUUCAAAUUUUAUAUUUUAAAGUAAUUUUAACCAUCGUUUACCUCUAAAUAAAAGUUCUGCGCUGUAA